Molecule: messenger RNA, 7101 nt
Organism: Hippocampus zosterae (dwarf seahorse)
Lineage: Eukaryota; Metazoa; Chordata; Actinopteri; Syngnathiformes; Syngnathidae
Gene: rab11fip3
Product: RAB11 family interacting protein 3 (class II)
Exons: 14
Coding region: 1078-4263 (1061 amino acids)
Biological process (GO): regulation of cytokinesis; endocytic recycling
Cellular component (GO): cleavage furrow; endocytic vesicle; recycling endosome membrane
Molecular function (GO): calcium ion binding
Source: RefSeq, a predicted model, not a curated record
AAGAAGACGCGGUGGGUAGGGAUGCUGAUGCGAGAGAGAGAUCGUACGUGACAACAUCGGCAGGCAAACGAUGGAACUUAUUCUCGGUAUUUAAUCGCUGUUUUUUUUUUUUAUUUCAUCGGAGCACAGUGACAUUUUGUACGGAAGUAUUUUUGGGUCGAGGAAAGAGCGAAGUCGUCACGGUCUGGGUUGGCCCAUAUUUUUGAGUUGGAUACAGGUGGAUUUCCGUAGCAAAGAAAUAUAUAUACCAUAGACGACGACGACAUCCGUAACACUUAAAUUGUGACAGAGGAUUUGUUUGUUUAUGCACUCGCCCAGGACAUGGUGGCGGACGGUCUGUUUGGCCUGGUACCGAGCUAAUAGGCUAAUUUGGGCUAGCUCAUCACCUAGCCAAUAGCAGUGAAGCGGUAGGAUGCUGGAAAGGAGGAGCUAAUGUUAUUUUUCCCAAUUCCUUUCAGGAGAAAUCCACGAGAAUCCCGUACCAAUGGCAUUUAAACGCCGGUGUGCACUAAUGUUUCUGCCUUGAAAUGUUUUGGUAAACCUUACCAUGCGCUCAUCUUUAUAGAGGAGGUAAUUUUGCUCACGAUGGGAUACGAUGAGCGAAUCGGCUAAGCUAACGUUGACGCAAAUACUGUUCGAUUCGAGAUGCACUGCGUGUUUUUUUUCUGGGUUCGGUGCCGAAGUGUUAUUCUCGUCGUUUUUACUAAUAUCUUGACUUAAACGUUUGAUGAUUUUUGGGCAGAGACCGUGAUUUGGGAAAAGCCAUACGUGGACCAGCCAUGCCCGAAAAAAGACAUCAAGUGAGUCAAACCAGACUAAAUAUUUGGAAACAUUAAUAUGGUGAAAAUUGGGAAAAUGCGUUUGAUAUUCGAUCAUACGUUUGUUGAAUGUGGUUGCCGAUCUGUCAAGUUAGAAAAAAAGUACUUAUUGACAUCUGUAUAAAACUUAUAAUCACGGCAAAAGUUUCCACAAGAUGGACGCAUUAAUAUUAAGUUGUACCGCAUAACCCUAUAUAACCUAAGAUAAAGUAUGACGUGCGAAUUUGCUUUGGAGAUGAAACACCUGUAGCCAAAAUAGAUGGAACCCACGGUGGUGUCUAGCCCUUUGGGGCGUGCGCAGUGGGAGUCCGAGCAAGCGUUUCCUCUUGGAUUUCUCAGCCUGGACUCAGACAAUGGGGGUCUCCUGUGUCAAAACAACUGUGGUGAAACAGGUUUGCAUUUUGGCGACCCCGAUCUGACAUCUCAGCAAAGCAAAAUGGACCAAGUCUACCAGGAUGCGCCGGUCGAAUUGGAUAAACUUUUGUAUAUUUCCGAUUAUCCCUGUGGAGAUUUGUUUUUUGAAGAGUGUCAUUCCACUGCUUCUGACACAUCGCCUCACACGGAAAGAAACAAGGAACCUGAUGACUUCAUGCUUUCGUGGCUGUUUUCUCCCAACCUCACUGAUGUGGUUGGGAAAAACUUUGUAUUUGAGGAGGCCUCUCUUGGAGGCAACAGCACCUUCAAUGGACAGACUGAGAUAAUAACCAACAGUAGCACGACAGUGCCGUCUUCCCAAUGUACGUAUAAUUCUGAAUCAAAUCCAGCAGAUUCACUCAUUUCCACAGAUCUCCUCUCGGAUAAGCAGACUUUUGUCGCCUCUGAGUUAGCGGGCGUGUCACACGGUGUCAGUGAAGGACUGGUAGACCUGUCACAAGAGGAGGCCCUGAUACACAACAGGCCAACUUUGUCACGUGAAACUGGAGACAAAGGUUUAUUCCCAGAUCAAGUGACAGCUCUGCCAGUAAACAGUAGUUUGACCCCACAAGGGCUACCUGAGAACAGCUUUCUACUUAGCCACAGCAGCACACUACUGGCUUGUCCUCAAGGAUCUUUAUUGGAUUUUGAGGGUCCAGAACUUGACGGCGGUCUAACCCUUCAUCCCGAUAGCCCAGCAGGUGCACAGUCGGAUGCAACCGAGGAUUCCGACGUUAAACAUGCUGCCCAAACGAUAUGCAGGACCUUAGAUCUCCAAGACGAGAGUGACUCACCUCCUGCGAUUUCGUCGCAGACAGACUCUCCGGCUGAGGAUGUCAUCAUCAGAGGUGAUCUCAGCUGUGGGAGCUUCUCUGUGGAAGGUACACCAAAAGAUUUGACGGAAAGCAAAAUCUGCACCACGGCCGAGCAUCGAGCCAAUGAUGAAAUGGCUUUGGAUUUUUGCUCAAUCACUGAUGGAGUCUGCAGUGAGGGACCGUGGAACUUGAAGCCGCAGGAGGAAGUAAAUGAUGAAACCGCUCGUGAUGCGACGACAGAACCGAGGGAAGAGAAACUAACAAUUAACAAUCUGCAAGAUUUUGAUGUUGUGGAGUUGAGCAGUUGCACAGAAAAGACUGGAUGGACGAUUGAUCCAAGUGUGGAGACGGUUGCUCUCUCCAAGAUGGUGGGAGAUGACUCACUGCCAAUGGUUUCCGCUGUCAACGCGAGAGAAGAAGAUGCCUCCCCUCUAAAAACUGUAUUCGAUGCUUUAGACCAGGACGGAGAUGGCUUUGUUCGGAUUGAGGAGUUUAUGGAGUUCGCUACUGCCUAUGGUGCUGACCAGGUAAAAGAUCUGACCAAGUUUUUGGAUCCCAGUGGGCUGGGAGUCAUCAGCUUUGAAGACUUCCACCGAGGAAUUUCUGCUAUCAGCAAUGGAGGUCCCGAGCCGCAGCUGUACAGGGCAAACUACAGUCCGGGCGACGGAGCUGUCGGGUGUCCAGAGGAAUAUGACGAGCAAAAUGAGGUGACGGACAGCGCGUACCUGGGUUCCGAGAGCACGUACAGCGAAUGCGAGACAUUCACGGACGAGGACACCGGUGCCCUCGUGCCCCCGGAAAUGCACGAGGAUGUGGACACGGACAGCGGGAUCGAGGCUGCACUUCAUGACCCCGAAGAGGCCAUCAAUAGGUUCUCACUCAACUCGGAGCUGCACAACCCCUCCCCGGUGGCGGUCAUCGGCGGCGAGGAGGAGCAUUUUGAAGAUUUCGGCGAGAGCAAUACGUCAGAGCUGCUGCUGGAAAGUGCAGAGGAGGGCGCCGAUAUCGCCGUUGACUGCCCUCUGGCGCAGAGCCCUCAGCAGAUCGAUGUCUCCGCUCUGCUCUCUCCGAGCGCACCCGCUCCUCUCCCCGACUGCUUUCAGAGCUUCCUCAAGGAGGAGGCGCUGGACUUUUUCUGUAGCCAAUGUCACAAACAAAUAAGUCGCCUGGAGGACCUCUCCACCCGCCUCAAUUUCCUAGAGAUGACUAGUGCUGGCAAAAGACUGUCCAGCAAGAAGGUGGCAAGACAUCUUCUGCAGAACAGCUCAAUAACGCUGGACACGGUGAGCGACCUCACCCGUGACAUCCUGGAGCUGGCUGACAAUGACAUCACAGACAAGAUGCUACUACUCGAGCGUCGCGUGGCAGAGCUGGAGAAGGAGUCGGAAACUUCGGGCGAGCAGCACGCGCGCCUGCGGCAGGAGAACCUUCAGCUGGUGCACCGCGCCAACGCCUAUGAGGAGCAGCUGAAGGAGCAGGAGCUGCUCGCCGACGAGCAGCUGCAGCACGAGAUCCGGCGCCACAAGGAGGCUCUGAGCAAGCUGGAGAGGGAGAGAGGACUGGAGAUGGAAAACCUGCAGUCCAGAAUGCAGCAGCUUGAUGAGGAGAAUAGCGAACUGAGGUCCUGUGUUCCUUGUCUACGAGCAAACAUCGAGAGGUUAGAGGAGGAGAAACUGAAGCUCGAAGACGAGGUAGACAUCAUGACCGUCAAGUGGCAGGAUGAGAUGGAGACCCGGCAGAAGAUGGCCGACAAGCUGAGCCAUGAACGCCAUCAGAACCAAAAGGAGAAGGAGAGCACGCAGGAGCUAAUUGAAGACCUGCGAAAGCAGCUGGAGCACUUGCAAUUGUACAAAUUGGAGGCGGAAGCAAAACGGGGCCGCUCGCUCAGCGCCGGGCUGCAGGAGUAUCAAACUCGCACCCGAGAAGCGGAACUGGAGCAAGAGAUCAAACGACUCAAACAGGACAACCGCAGCUUGAAGGAGCAGAACGAUGAGCUGAACGGGCAGAUCAUCAACCUCAGCAUCCAGGGAGCCAAGAGCCUGAUGUCUGCUUCCUUUUCCGACUCCCUGGCAGCCGAGAUCAACUCUGUGUCCCGCUCUGAGUUGAUGGAGGCCGUCCAUAAACAGGAGGAGAUCAACUACAGACUCCAGGACUACAUUGAUAAAAUAAUCGUGGCCAUCAUGGAGUCCAACCCCUCUAUCCUUGAGGUCAAAUAAUCACCAUCUGGGUAUGAGGGGGGGAAAAAGCCACACAGUGACCUCAUCAUCCAAAAUAACAAGUAAUCUGAUGUAAAAAUAGAAGAUUAUUAUAUUUGUGCGUGUGUGUGUGUGUGUGUGUCUGCGCAUCAGGCGCUCCUCAGGUUCUGGUGACUUCCAUUUAUUUUGGUCAGAGGAACCCGAGCCCGGAUGAAUGCAGGCGUGAAACUUAAAUCAACCUGCCCCCCCUCUCUCCCCCGUCAUCCUUUAAGUUUUGACCUCAAAAGGAAGGACAAGGCAAUUAAUUACCUUGAAGGCCUUAAACUCAGAGGAGAUGAAACGUAUCCUGCUAGUUCGCCUCAGUUGCAACUGGAAGCGUCAGGAUUAGGACCACCGUCUCUUGAACCAUGCUGCUGACUCAUGGGAUGAAGCACUGGUCAGCUUGCUGUGGACUUUUUUGGGGGUCAACCCACGUGAAGGACAUUUCUAUGCCGGAGGGGUUUCUGCUUUUUUGUGUGUAAUUUGACUUUUUUUUUUUAAAUGAAGGACCUCAUUGAGUAAUGAAUUGCAUCUUUUGUUUGUUUUAUUUUUGUUUGGCUUUUUUUUUUUUGUAUGAUGAACAAGGGGCCUGGCAUUCAGGUGGGCUUCACGGUGCAAAGGAAUUAAUCAUUCUUAUAAGAUGCUUCCCAACAUUUUAUUGAGCCAAAGCAUUAUUUUGGACAUCACAAAAAUCUCACAACACAACACUAAACAAAAAAAAAGUUACAAAUUAAUUCUAUAGUAACUAAUUUUCAGGCCAAUUCAAUGAAAAUUGAGAAUUUCCAGCAGUGGUUGGGAAUCAAUGUAGAAUUGAGAAAGAAAGGAUUAAAAAAAACCAGCCUCCACCUGAUUCCAGUGUUCUUGCUGAGAGAAAGUGUUUUUUUGUUUGUUUGAGUUCUUGUCAAUGAAACUGAGACUGAAAAGAUUAACUGCUUACAUGUGAAGAGUAUGCAAAACCGUUGGAGCAUUGAUUCGUAUAAAUGCUCAAACGGUUUUUAUAUUCGAGUCUAAUGGUUGCACUUUGCACUAAAUUGUGUUUUGUUUUUAUUCCAAUGGAAGGGAUCAAAAUGUAAAAUGUUUGCGGAGAUUUAAAGCACGCUCAGGUGUGGGCUCAUGCAAUGACCAACCUACGAGGCAAUCAUAACUGCCACAUUUAAUCGAAAAAGACUUGGCUCAUGGCAGGUUUUACGGCACCGGAUGGAUUUGGCAGACUUGUCCCGGAUGACAUACAGAGCAAACCUUGAAUCCUAAUCUCGCUUACUUUUUCUUCAACCCACGUUGCACACGGAUGCUCCACUCGUCUGGACUUUGGAGGACAAAUGAAGAUCUAAAUUUCAGAUCUUGCUGGGUUGAAAAGAAAAAAAAAACUGUCCAGCUUUGCUUUCCUCACAAAACGGUCUCAUGCUCACGUUGUCACUCACAACGCUUCACCUGCCACUCCUCGGAAUAUGGCCUUGUAUGUAAAUGACUUGUAAAGUUUUUUUCUACGCUCAUUCUGGAUUGUAGGUAUUUUUUUAGUCCGAGGGAAACGACAACAACAACAAAACAUUUAUUGUCUCAUCUCAAGUGAGAAAAAUGCUGAUGCUGCCUCUAUUCCUUUCUAGCAUGUAGCGUGUACAGAACGUUUACUCUUAUUUGGAAUCUCACAGAUAUUUAUUCAAUAUGCGACACAAAGGCAACACUUGUCAUCUAUUCUGCAAUGUUUUUUUUUUUUUUUUUGUUUUGAGGCGAAUGUUGAAUUCAUGGUGACGAGUAAUGUGCAUAUCAUCUCAGUGCGUGUGUAGUAAUUUGCUGCAAGAGGUCGUUAGUCGAGGUACUCUUCUAUAUAUUGUCGUGGCCGCUCGAGGGUUUUUUCUUAUAGAUAUACAGCUCGUAGAGUCGUCUUCCCGUUUUGGAGUCAGGUACCGCACGGAAACACUGAUUUUCAUUGUAUACUAUUCAGGCUACUGACAGUACACGUUUUCUCACUUUGAGCGCGAUUGGAGCUUUUCCCUCACGUGAUUCAUCACAGCGGUGGUUGUCAAAGUGUUGUCAAUCACUUUGAGAAUUGCAGUGACGCAGAAUCAUUCAAGCUUUAGAAAUGGGAUGAUGCCAACGGGCUAGGCGACAACAAAAGUGAUUGUUGGAGUGCUAUUAAGUCAGACAGUGACAUGCAACAGUUCCUUUUUUUUAUGCAGAGAUGAUUGCACUUUAACCACAUUUUUUUAAACCAAAUAUCUGCUAAUGUAACCCCAGUUCAUCUGAUUCAGAGAGACAGAAAAUUAAUAAAAAGAAAAUCACUCUUCUAGUCUAAAACACUGUGCCCGUUUUUCAAAGAUUGCCUCGAAACAAACCUGAUAGGAAAAGCACUGACCACACCACAGCGAUGUUGUUGGUGAAACCUUUGCUGUAUAUAUGAAUUGUAAUUUUUGAGGAUUUUACUCCACACUCACUUCCAGUGUCCAAAGAAAAUUGCAGGCACCACCCUCACUACAUGUGUAGUGCAUGAUUUGCCAUUUGUUGUCUGACAUGGGAAGAUGAAACAUUGUAGAAAGACAAAAUUGUAAAACUUAUUCAUAUUUUGGGAAAUAAAUGUAUAAAUUAUAACAGUAUUGGUUAAAACAAUGUUUUAUUUUUAUGUUUGGACUAUCCCCUGUACAUCAAAUUACUUGGAGUACAUAUAAACUGCUCAAGAAAAUCAAGGGAACACUUAGUUACAUUGUGCUGUUGAAGUAAUCCCUUUAUUUUUUUUGAACAGUAUACUUUCAGUCAUUGUAAAAAAAGAAAUUAUAAAAGUAAACAGUGGGAUUACGAGUAGGAAAAUAAAAGGAAUAAAAUUAA